Molecule: messenger RNA, 8085 nt
Organism: Lichtheimia ornata
Lineage: Eukaryota; Fungi; Mucoromycota; Mucoromycetes; Mucorales; Lichtheimiaceae
Exons: 20
Coding region: 1-8085 (2694 amino acids)
Biological process (GO): regulation of GTPase activity
Source: RefSeq, a predicted model, not a curated record
AUGAGUGCUGAUACAAAACUCAUUCUUAGUCUCGUCAACCGGAUAGCCGUGCGACUUCCUUGCAACAAUGGACAACACAUAGACUCCUUGGAGAGCGAUCCACUCAUUCAACAAACUUUGCUUAUAUCAUUCUAUUGUUAUGGGCGCUCCCACGUGCUUGUAGUGGUAGUUGCUGCACUGAUAGAGUUAUCCAAAUAUCGACUUCCCACAGUUGCAAGUACCGUUGUCACCGUUUUAGAGAACAUAUCAAAGGCAUCUCCUAUUACUAUACCCGACGAUUUUAUACCGCACGAUGUUCUUCAAUCGCAACUCUUUUUGUUACGUAUGUUGUCAGCUUGUAUGCAGCAUCAUUGGCAAUUUUGUCGACAAACGAGGAAAUCAAUGGUAUCCAACAUGAGCUCGGAAUCACAGCAACCCAUGUCAUCCGUAUCGUCAAUGAGCCGAGAAGGAUCGAUCCAUAGCAACAACACCACAGGCGCUGAAAGCAGUGAUCGAUGGUCAUUAUCCGAAUCAUCAGCAGGGUAUGAGCUUGAAGAUCCACCGCCAUUAGAAGACAACUUGGCCAAAUACAUUGUCGCUAUCAUGUCACGAUUCAUGUAUCAGAUGGCAGCUGCUGAAGAUCGAGAGUAUGGUCCAGGAAGUACAGGCAACAUUACCGGCCGUGCAGAAUACACAAUAGGAGGAGGCAAUGGCACAUCCACAGACAUCAUGACCGACAUUUACAAAGCAGCAAGUCGUAUCGUCUUUUAUGUCAGCGCAAGUAAUUGGCCCAUCAUGUUUGCCAAAAUCAGAGCUCGAUUAUUGCACUUGUCAACCACGGUGGAGGAAAAUCCAGAGACAGCUGAUGUGCGCUUGUUGGAAUGUUCAGCAUUGAAUUCGGAAAGGCUUGCUAUGGUAUUAGGAGAAUUAUGUUCGACGUUUUCCAAUCUCAAAAAGAACGCCCAAUCGUUUGUGGCGGUUACGUUACGAAGAGCCAUUUGGAAUUGGAUCGAGACCUACCCCAAUGAAUUUGUCAAGCUAUGCCAAAGUCAACGACGCAUGGAAGGAGGACCCGACACACUCUUUGAUUUAUGCAUGCCAUUGGCCGACACCUUGCGUAGAAAAGCUGUUCUAUGGCCCCUGCAGACCAUGUUGUUAGUCCUUUGUCCCGAUAUUCUUUUGUCAUCCGCUCUAAAUGAUAGCAAAGGUACUCCCAGCAGAAAGAGCACAUUCAUUGCUGUCCUUAAAAAGUCGCUCAAGGUGGCUAGAGUGGCAGAGUUGGCUUCUAUUUGCUUGGUGGAUAUGUGCAAGGCUGCAACCUAUGUCUCAAAAUCGGAUAAAUCAGCACUGCGUCAUUUGGUACCUGAAGUUGAGAAUGAGCUCAAGGAGAAGUUAUUUGACAUGCAACGUCCGCUUAUCACCGACAACUUGUUAAGCACUCUUGGCAUCAUCAUUGAUCAUCGUUGUUUGCUCGCUGAUUGUAUCGUUGCCAUGUUCCGCCUGAAUCCAAGGGGUGUCAUGCAUAAUCUCUUCCCCAUAUGUCUCGAUGACCGUGCACCUAUGCUUUUCAAAGUCAGCUUGGUCAAAGCGUGCCUUGCCAUUGCCAAUGAAGAACAUCGAUUACCUUGGAAUCCACCCAUAUCGUCACUUUAUGAAUAUCUUUGUGGACCCUUACGACGCCUUUUCCUUGAAACAACUACCCGUGAUCCUGCAAAAUCCGAGACAAGUAGCCAAACUGGUUCGUCAUCAACACGCAAGGCGAUCAUCAAUCCAUCCAGCGACAAAAAGGCGAAAAAGGAUGCAAAGCAAAUCUACAGUGAGAGGAGCGAGUUGAUUUUGGAUAUGUUGCGUUUGUAUCAAGCGGAUCCCAAAUUGGCUAUAUUGGGUGAGAAGGAUAGUCGAUUCGAGACCAAUGCAUCAGUGAUGAUUGCUAUCACCAAUUGUUUACGAGAUUCGAGAGUUAUUGUUCGUGAUGCAGCAGCCGAAUGUCUUUUGAAGCUACACAGUGCUGAUUAUAUCAUGGCAUGGGGACCAUCCAAUCGAUUUAUGGAAACAUUCUGGAAGAUAUCUUCACAAGUGAUCUUUACACUCGCCAAACAAUUGCUGGACACUCGUGAGCGAGAUGAUGGGCUUAAGAAACUACUUGACUUGCUAGCAAGAUUACUCACGUUGAGAAAUGAUUUCUUGAAAUUGCAUCAGGAUAUCGCAAUGCAAGGAUCAGAUGUACGUGAGAGGUUACAAGCAUCCAUUGGCCUUGAAGUUGCAUUACUUGUGUUGUUGUGUUCAGCUGAUCCUGCAAUUUGUACCGGUGCUACGACAUGUCUUGGUCAUAUUUGCCUUGAAGCUCAUAUCACCGAUAGUAUGGAUGAUCCGCAGCAACAAUCACUUACCAUUGUGGAUAACUUGCCUGUGUAUGUGGAGCUCACAUCGAAUACUGGGAUUAUCGCUGGCCGAAAAUCACAACAAAAGCGGAUUCGACGACUAUUGAGGAUGAUGACACAUUAUGCACCUGGCAAUCUUGCUGCUUGGGAAGAAGCGUGGAAGCGUUGGAAAUACAUGACACCAUCCAUGGUGAGGUCAUAUGAGGAAUCAAAAGAUGAAAGCGUUGACAACAACAUCAAAAAGAGCACAGCGUGGCACGACAAGUUGCGCAAUAAUUCCAUUCGCCAAGCCAGCAACAACAGCUCGUCUUCCAGCAUAGGCAGCUCUACACGUAUGGAUGGAUUUGAAGAUGAUCGUUCUUCCGAAUGGCAGAAUUACACAGGAUUUUUGGCAUCAUUGGGUGGCGUUUGUUUGAUGGUUGACAGCACACCUUCCCCCACAUCACCCACGUCUCCAACACCAACGCCAACAAAGGUAUCCCAGCAACAACCAUUACGACGUAUUUCAGCACCUACCGAAUCAGCCAUUAUGGUCGAUCGAUUUAUUAUGGAGAUGGUUGAUAUCUUGAUUUGUGAUAAUGUCAUUGUGCGUGAGUGGGUGCGUGAAAUUCUUGGUACCGAUUUGUCUCCUGCUCUUUAUCCUAUCUUAUUUCGACAUCUCGAGACCACACUUGGCAAGUGCUUUGGCGCCAACAAUGAUCCAAUUUGCAGCCCACGAUUCACGUUGUUUGUUGAACAAGCUAUUUCAGUGCUGAAAUUGGUGUUGGAUCGUAUGGAUGAUACAGUGGACAAUUUGUAUACGGUUGACUUUAGCGGGUUAAUCAGCCAAUACGCCCAAUACCUCAACAAACUUGGCAACAAUCCUCAAUCCAUGAAGAUCAAAAUCAAAAUGUGUCAGCUAUGCGAGGUGCUCAUGGUGCGUAAAGAUCGUAUUACGCUUCGACAAGAAUUCCUGCUACGCAACAAACUUCUCGAGAUUAUUGUGGAGUGGACCAGCGACUUUGCUUUGAGAUCAGACAACGUGCGAACUAUCUCGAAUGAAUCGACUCAAGCGGAAAAGCUUCAAGAUGAUCUUGACUUGGCAUGUUUAAAGACAAUUGAGCUCUUGCUGCAACAACUCCCUCUACAAUCAUCCGAACCAGUGCACGAGGCGGAUUCCACCCAAGUCAAAAGCCGGAUCUUUUAUCGAUACUUUACCUUCUUUUUGAAGUUGCUGAAUCGGUGUAGGAUUUCAGAGAUUGAAUCGCAUCCUCACAGUCUUUCAUCAAGUCAGCAAGUUGUUAUCGUUAACAAGAACAAGGAGACUGCAACAGCAUUAGCACCUUUGAAGAAUUACACAAUCUUGGCGAUGUCCAACUUACUCAGUGCCAACGUGGAUGCAGGUCUCAAAUACUCGCUGUCAAUGGGAUACCACGAAGAUACAAGAACGCGUAGCGCCUUCAUGCAAGUGUUGACGAAUAUCUUGAAUCAAGGCACCGAAUUCGAGACUUUGGCCGAGACAGUAAUGACCGAUCGCUACGAAAAGCUUAUUGAUAUGCUCGUCGAGUUUGAUCUCAACAUUGCUCUCUCUCUUUGCGAUGUAUGCCCUUCUUCGGACAUUGAUGAGGUCGCCAACGUAUUACUCGCUUGCUUUGCAUCACGCAACAAGACCCUGGUCCUCCUCCAAGCCGUCAUUGAAAAGGAAGUCAAUAGUACAACAAGUGAAACGGAUCUUUUCAGGAAAACGAGCAUUACGACACGUUUGCUUUCUGUGUUUGCCAAGAAUUAUGGAUCGGAUUAUGUGCGAUCAGUGCUUCAGCCUGUAUUCCAAAAGCUUAUUGAGAAGCCCCCAGAGGAAAAGACUUUUGAGCUUGAUCCAUCGAAAGCAGGACCUGGAGAGGAUGUGACCAAGAACAAGCAGAAUGUUGUCAAUGCCACUGAAAUGAUUUUGAAUGCCAUUUGUGCUUCAGCAAACGAUGCACCAAAGAUCUUCCGUGAAGUAUGCCAAUGCAUCUUGACAUCGGUUCUUAAGCGAUUCCCAGAGGCGAUGCAUACCGCUCUUGGUGCAUUUGUGUUUUUACGGUUCUUUUGCCCUGUUAUUGUUGCUCCUGAAACGGAAGGCUUGGUCAAGAACAGUGCAUCUAUAUCAAGAGAGAUUCGUCGUGGCCAUUUGAUCGCAACCAAGGUCAUCCAAAAUCUUGCCAACAACGUGCUUUUUGGUGCCAAGGAAGCAUACAUGAUCGUCCUCAACGACUUUUUGACAAGCAACAUCUACAAGGUGACAAGCUUUUUACGCGAGAUAUCCAAGGUUCCACAGGAUACCCAAGAGGAUGAUACGACCUGUAAUGAAACACGGCACAAUAUGGAUAGCAAAGAGUACGCCUUAUUACAUCGGGUCUUGGUCGAUAACAUGGAACGUAUCACACGUGAUCUUGCGACACGGCGUUUGAGACAAUUCAAUGAUCAGGAAUCACUCGCGUCUUGGAAGCGCUCAUUUGACAAGUUUGCAAACUUGUUGGCUCAGCUUGGUCGACCCCCUGAGAUCACAAAGCGAGAGGUGCAUGGGAUCCACAGUUACAAGUUUGCCGCAUCCAAUCAAUUGUAUGUCGAGUUUAUGCGACGUAACAGCCAUCGAAGUGUGGAGAAUAUUAUAUCCAAGAACAUCUUUUAUGAGAGUGGCACAUCAAAAGCGGGUCGCACUGUCUUUUAUCUUGUUCUUCGCAACAUUGUGGCAGACAGCAUUGAUUUCGAGCUAUUGAUUUAUUUCAUUUUGCAGACGAUGGAACGUGCAGCCAAUAAGGCCUGUGAAGUGGUGGUGGAUUUGACUCAAUUCGGCCCAGCAAACGAGAUUCCUUCAAUUUGGAUAAGUCAACUGCUACAGCUACUUCCUUUCGAUCUUUAUGACAACGUGGCAAUCCUCCAUAUCUACAACCCGAAUGGAUUCUUACGUAAAUACAUCAAAAAGCUUCCACGCCCUUUGACGCACAAGAUCAGCAAGCGUGUCGUGUUUGCAACUACUUUGGCGGAGAUGCAAGAAUACAUUCAUGCAUCGGAGAUCCGUUUGCCCAAGUCUACAGCGGGUUUGGAGACCGAGCCAAAUGCUGUAUUCUUCCCUGUCAACAGGUUGUCGCAAUAUCGGGUGCAAAUCCCUGUCACAGUCAAGAUCAGUGCCGAGUAUGUCCAAAUUAUGACCGUACGAAAGCAAGAGCUUUUCUACAACAUGUCAGCGGUGACGAAUGAUGUAUUCCACGUGUCGGAUAUUGAGGAUCUUGCUGUUGGUCAACAUGGUCGAGAGACCGAGAAUCCCAAUGAAUUCAGCUUCAAGUACAACAAGGGCAAAGCGCAAAUGACAUUAUCAUCGCCAAAACGAGAUACGAUGAUCAAUGCUAUUCGACAAGGCAAACGACGAUAUGAGACCUCCAAGCCAACCAAUCUUUCUGAACGUACGAUUCGUCCCAAGGAUGUACCAGGUCGUUUGCUCAAUAUGGCGUUGCUCAACAUUGGCACCGACGAUCCAAAUUUGAGAUUGGCAGCAUACAACCUACUUUAUGCACUUAGCAUGACAUUCCAUUUCGAUGUUGGGAAGCAGUUAUUGGAUGCCAAAGACCUUUGCCUUCCCGCCAACAGCACAGCCUUUGUCGUGAAUAUCAGUGAAAAGUUGGCAGCAACCGAACCUGGCUUUACUUUGGAAUUCCUCAAUGAGUGCAUUGUUGGUUUCAACAAGUCCAACGAGUCAUCACGUUAUCUUUGCUUGGAUUACAUGGGGCCAUGGUUACCGAAUCUAGUCAUGUUUGCCCGUGGAUCACCGGAUGAAGUUGCAAAGACUAAAGAGGUGAUGCGAUUAUUGAUUGAUUUGACCGUUGCACGCAAAGAUAUGUAUAAACUUGUGCAAGCCAAGAUAUGGAAGAAGAUUGGAAAAGUGGAUGACAUUCUCAAUUUGUUGCUCGAGUCAUUUAUUCUUUAUUCAAAUCAGCAUGGCGUUGGUUCACCUCAAGCGGAGGCAAUGGCUGAUACGUUUGUUACCCUCUCCAAUGUGGCUGUGCGUGGCAAGAUCAUUUCUCGAUUACGCAAAGUGCUGCAAAAGACAUCCUUCAAGCCCACUCGGACACUCACUGAUCAUCCCACAUGGACUGAGAUUGCUGUCUUGCUUCGAUUUGUGCUUAUGCUUUCAUUCAAUAACCGUGGUCCUGUCAAGAGCUAUGUACCUGAGCUUUUCCAUAUUGUGUCACUUAUCGUUGGUGUGGGUCCUACUUUGGUGCGUGCCUCGGUCCAUGGUCUUGUUAUCAAUAUGAUCCAAUCACUAUGCACAUCGAUGCCAUUAUCUGAUGGAGGCAGCAAGAAAUUACAGCUCAUGCUGAAUGAAUUGUCGGAUUCAAAAUCACGUCUACUCUUUGGUCUUUUCCGCCAGCAUGUCAAUCCAUUUCUUAUCAACCCUGAUACCCUCACUGAUACGCUCGAAUCGAUUCAAUUGACAUCCCUGGAGACGAUCAUCAAUCACCUUUUGGAAGUGCUUCAUUAUGGUGCUCCUUCUUUAGACGUUGCUAAUGCAUGGAGAGCAAGAUGGAUGAGUCUUGUUGCGAGCACAGCUUUCCAAUUUAACCCAGCUGUUCAACCACGGGCGUUUGUUGUACUUGGAUGUCUUGGUCGUGAAGAAAUCGAUGAUGAUCUUUUGUAUCAGAUUCUCGUUGCUUUACGUGGUGCGUUGGCUAUCUUCAAUGAAACCGAUCCAAGUUUGGUCCUGAGCAUUAUGAUGUGCCUAAAGAAUAUUGUGGGAAGCCUACCAAGCGAUUCUCGAUACCUGAUUCAGCUAUUUUGGGUGGCUGUGGCUCUUGUGCAAGUGAAUCAUAGCCCAACAUUUGCCAUGGCCGUUGAUUUGUUACAAGCCGUUGUACGAGCACUGGAUGCAAAUGAAUUCUUUGUUGGUGGAUCAGUAUCUGGAGUUCUAUUGGAGGCAAGAGAGCCCAUGGCUGAUGUUGCAGUUCAACUCGAUCAACUUUGUGGCGUGAACUUUGAGACACAUUUUUCGUUUGCUAUUGCAGGCAUGUUGAUGAAGGGAUUGCGACAUACCAAUUCCAAAGAUAUUGUGUAUCAAGGCAUGACAACUUUAUUGGAUAUCGAAUGCAAGCAAACAACGUAUGGCAGCACGGAUGGCAUGAUCGAAGAACGAAUGCUUGGCUAUGUGGCUGGAUUGUUACCUGUUGCAGCAAGGAAUGAGGUACUCAAGGAAUUGUUACGACUAGCCGGUGUGGAUGAUGCGAUAGGCUUGGAGGAUAUAUCAAAUUGGAGAAAUGGUGCUGGUCACCAAAGCACUGCCUAUUGUGAUUUGUUCGAUCGGAUUGACAUUCCCAACAACACAGCAGCACUCUUGUUUAUAUCAUUACUUUCCACCCAACUCAACACAUCUGACAGCGACACCGAGCGAUUGUUCAUUUAUGGAUUAUUGGCUGAAUCAGCGUUGGCUAUGCCUGAAGUGUUUGCUCUCGUUUAUGAAUCGCUUUUGCCCAAGAUGAAUCAAAUCGUUCUCAGCAGCCAGACACAACCCAUUAUAGAAUACAUCAAGUCCAUCCUUUUGACAGCUUGUGCCGAUCCCAUCUUCAGCGAAAUCAAGAAUAAGCGUAGCCAAAAGCUAUUGCUCGAGGAUCUUGGAUUUUCAGCCUUGGGUGACCUAUCGUUUGGAGCAUCGAAUACGAAUGUCAUACAACAUGCCAAGCUUGCUAGUGAAGUAGUAGAAAAGGUUAUUGCAUAG